Messenger RNA from Loxodonta africana (African savanna elephant), 28637 nucleotides. RefSeq names its product methylenetetrahydrofolate dehydrogenase (NADP+ dependent) 1 like (gene MTHFD1L). The record is from RefSeq and is a predicted model, not a curated record. Gene Ontology annotation, biological process: tetrahydrofolate interconversion. NCBI's taxonomy places the organism in Eukaryota, Metazoa, Chordata, Mammalia, Proboscidea, Elephantidae. Gene Ontology annotation, cellular component: cytosol; mitochondrion. The transcript has 27 exons. Bases 122 to 3115 code for a protein of 997 amino acids. Gene Ontology annotation, molecular function: ATP binding; methylenetetrahydrofolate dehydrogenase (NADP+) activity; formate-tetrahydrofolate ligase activity.
ACACCCGGGAAGGACUCGGCUCCGCCGCGCCUCCGUGUUCGGCAGUCCCAUUUCCGCGCGGCGGGAGGAUCUGCGCGCUUUCGCUUUCCAUCAGUCCCCGCUGUCCUAUCUGCGAGGCAGCAUGAGCGCGCGGCUGCUCCUCGUCCUGCGCCAACUCCGCCGUCCUCAGCCUCCCCCGGGCCCGCCGCGGCGCCUCGCUGCGCCCUGCCGUGCCCUCGGCAGCGGUGGAGGCCCCGAGAGCCUGCUCGGGCAGCGGCGGCUGCAGGACGGACAGGUCCGGAGCAGCCGUGGCCGGGGCAGCCGGCCACCCCCGGCGCGGGCCGCCAUCGUCAGAGAAGUUAUUCAGAAUUCAAAAGAAGUUCUGAGUUUGUUGCAAGAGAAAAACCCUGCCUUUAAGCCGGUUCUCGCCGUUAUUCAGGCAGGUAAUGAUAACUUGAUGCAGGAAAUAAACCAGAAUUUGGCAGAGGAGGCUGGUCUGAACAUCACUCACAUCUGCCUCCCUCCAGACAGCAGUGAAGACGAGAUUAUAGAUGAAAUCUUAAAGACUAAUGAAGACACCAGAGUCCAUGGCCUUGCCCUUCAGAUUCCUGGGAACUCGCUUAGCAACAAAGUCCUCAAUGCCUUGAAGCCAGAAAAAGAUGUGGAUGGAGUGACAGAUAUAAACCUGGGGAAGUUGGUACGUGGGGAUGCCCAUGAGUGUUUCGUUUCACCGGUUGCCAGAGCUGUAGUGGAACUUCUUGAAAAAUCAGGUAUAAACUUAAAUGGAAAGAAGGUCUUGGUCGUCGGGGCCCAUGGAUCUUUGGAAGCUGCUGUGCAGUGCCUGUUGCAGAGGAAAGGCUCAAUGACAAUGAGCUGCCAGUGGGAGACGCCUCAGCUUCAAAGCAAGCUUCAUGAGGCUAACAUUGUGGUCUUAGGCUCGCCCAAGCCAGAAGAGAUUCCCCUUGCUUGGAUACAACCAGGGACUACAGUUCUCAGUUGUUCCCAUGACUUUCUCUCAGGGAAACUUGAAUGUGGGUCUCCCAGGGUACAUUCUAGUGGUCUCAUUGUAGAAGAUGAUGUGAGCCUCCUUGCUGCAGCUCUGCGGAUUCAGAACGUGGUCAGCAGUGGAAGGAGAUGGCUUCGUGAACAGCAGUACACCAGGUGGAGGCUUCACUGUUUGAAACUUCAGCCUCUGUCACCUGUGCCAAGUGAUAUCGAGAUUUCAAGAAGACAGACUCCAAAAGCUGUGGAUGUUCUUGCCAAGGAGAUAGGAUUGCUUGCAGAUGAAAUUGAAAUCUAUGGCAAAAGCAAAGCCAAAGUAUGUUUGUCUGUGCUGGAAAGGUUAAAAGAUCAAGCAGAUGGAAAAUACGUCUUAGUUGCGGGGAUCACACCCACCCCUCUUGGCGAAGGGAAAAGCACGGUUACGAUUGGGCUUGUUCAGGCUCUGACUGCACACCUCAAUGUCAACUCCUUCGCCUGCCUGAGGCAGCCUUCUCAAGGACCAACGUUUGGAGUCAAAGGAGGCGCUGCAGGCGGCGGGUAUGCCCAGGUCAUUCCCAUGGAGGAGUUCAACCUUCACCUUACUGGGGACAUCCACGCCAUCACUGCAGCCAACAACUUGCUGGCAGCUGCUAUCGACACAAGAAUUUUACAUGAAAAUACUCAAGCAGAUAAGGCCCUGUAUAAUCGACUGGUUCCAUUAGUGAAUGGUGUCAGAGCAUUUUCAGAAAUUCAACUUGCUCGAUUGAAAAAGCUGGAUAUCCAUAAGACUGACCCAAGCACGCUGACAGACGAGGAAGUGAGCAGGUUCGCCCGUCUCAACAUUGACCCCUCGACCAUCACAUGGCAGAGAGUACUGGAUACAAAUGACCGAUUUCUACGAAAAAUAACAAUUGGGCAGGCAAGCACGGAGAAGGGAUUUUCCCGCCAGGCACAGUUUGACAUUGCUGUGGCCAGCGAAAUCAUGGCAGUGCUGGCCCUGACCGACAGCCUCGCAGACAUGAAGGAGCGGCUGGGACGAAUGGUGGUAGCCAGUGACAAGAACGGACAGCCUGUGACUGCAGAAGAUUUGGGGGUGACAGGUGCUUUGACAGUUUUGAUGAAAGAUGCAAUAAAACCAAAUCUGAUGCAGACCCUAGAAGGGACACCUGUAUUUGUGCAUGCUGGCCCCUUUGCUAACAUUGCUCAUGGCAACUCUUCAGUAUUGGCUGAUAAAAUUGCUCUGAAGCUGGUUGGUGAAGAAGGAUUCGUAGUAACCGAAGCUGGCUUUGGCGCUGACAUUGGAAUGGAGAAGUUCUUCAACAUCAAGUGCCGAGCUUCGGGCUUGGUGCCCAACGUCGUGGUGCUGGUGGCAACGGUGCGGGCUCUGAAGAUGCACGGGGGCGGGCCAAGCGUAACUGCUGGCGUCCCUCUUAAGAAAGAAUAUACAGAGGAGAACAUUCAGCUGGUGGCAGAUGGCUGCUGUAACCUCCAGAAGCAAAUUCAGAUUGCUCAGCUCUUUGGGGUACCUGUUGUAGUGGCUGUGAACAUCUUCAGGACCGACACCCGUGCUGAGAUCGACUUGGUGUGUGAGCUGGCAAAGCGGGCUGGGGCCUUCGAUGCUGUCCCCUGCCACCACUGGUCAGUCGGUGGCAAAGGGUCCGUGAAACUGGCGAGGGCCGUGAGAGAAGCUGCGAGUAAGAGAAGCCGGUUCCAGUUCUUAUAUGACGUCCAGCUCCCAAUUGUGGAAAAGAUAAGAACCAUUGCCCAGGCUGUCUACGGAGCCAAAGAUAUAGAACUCUCUCCUGAGGCACAAUCCAAAAUAGAACGUUACACUCAACAGGGUUUUGGAAAUUUGCCCAUCUGCAUGGCAAAGACCCACCUUUCUCUGUCUCACCAACCCGACAAGAAAGGGGUCCCAAGGGGCUUUAUCUUGCCCAUCACUGAUGUCCGGGCCAGCAUAGGCGCUGGAUUCAUUUACCCACUGGUGGGAACGAAUGUUCCCAGUGAUGGCAAAUCUUCAGUACUACUGGUCUCGCCGAAGACAGUAGGCAGAGGCCUUUGCUUCAGAGGAAAGGUUCAGAUGGGCAGUGCAGGCCCAGAGAGCCUAGACCGCCAGGAGAGACAAAGGAGCCGUGGGAGCCCUCAGGGAAUGUAAAAGAGUGGACACUCUGAGGAGAAUUUGAGCCUCGUUCCUUUGUCCUGUAUUGUCCUAUACAGAUUCUGAAUCCUGCAGUAGUUCACCCAGUAAAUUCAUUCAUUCAUUCAUUCAUUUGUUCACUCUGCCUAAGGCACUGUGCCCGGUGCUAUGAAAAAAACCCAAAAUAAAGAUGUUUUCUUCACUUCAGGCAGCAUGUAGUUUAUGAGAGGUGGAUAGGAGUGAAUUGAUGAGGAAAGUGGUUUGGUAUAAAAAUUGUGAAUUUUAUUGAUAAUUAGUUUCUGAGCAUUAAUAGUCGCUAACUAAAAAUCAUCAUAUAAUUUAAAAUCUUUAGAGUCAUGAAAUGGAUAUAUAAUCUGAAUCUUCUUUCACCCCAACUACCACCACCCCAUCCAUUGCCAUAUAAAGACCAAAACCCUUCUGGAACAUCAGAAUACUGUCACCUUUGACCUGGGGUUGUUACCGCUCCUUGUAAACACUCCUUCAUCCGUCAUUUCUGACGUCACCCUUUGACUUAUGACUAGUUACAGAGUGAAUAUACGGAAUGGCCCUCCUGGCGCAGCUGCAGGCUCGUUGGAUUUCCUGAAGGGAGCGAGCCCUGUGCUGUUAUCUCUCUUCCCAGCUGAGUUCCUCUUGUGGCCGCACGUCGGGGGCGGCAACGAGCAUGAGUACACUGUGGUAAAAUCCUCCGAAACAAUCAAGAGUGAGGAGCAAGGAAGGAAGCAACGCCUGCCCAGAGCAGUUCCUGGAGGUCAGGAAACCGGUACUUGGAGGUUGUGGCCCUCGAGGUCCGCUUUCUAUGACAGAACAGGAAGCUGAGUGUGGAUCAGGGCAGAUGGCACCAGCAAAGACCAGGAUCUGCUCAUAAGGCUGUUGUUGCUGUUAGGUGCCAUUCAAGUCGGUUCCCACUCAUAGUGACCCUGUGCACAACAGAAUGAAACGCUACCCAGUCCUGUGCCGUCCUCACAAUCGUUAUGCUUGAACCCAUUGUUGUAGCCACUCUGUUGACCAUCUCAUUGAGGGUCUUCCUCUUUUUCACUGACCCUCUACUUUGCCAAGCACAAUGUCCUUUUCCAGGGACUGGUCCCUCCUGAUAACAUAUCCAAGAUACAUGAGACGAAGUCUUGUCACCCUCGCUUCUAAGGAGCAUUCUGGCUGUACUUCUUCCAAGACAGAUUUGUUUGUUCUUCUGGCCAUCCAUGGUAUAUUCAAUAUUCUUUGUCAACAUCAUAAUUCAAAGGCAUCAGUUCCUCUUGCAUCUUCUUAUUCAGUGUCCAGCUUUCAUAUGUAUGUAAGGGAACUAAAAACACCAUGGCUUGGGUCAGGUGCACCUUAGCCCUCAAAGUGACAUCCUUGCUUUUUUAACACUUGAAAGAGGUCUUUGGCAGCCUAAUAAGGGCUGGUAUUUAUUUUUACCGUACCACAUUCUAAGCUUGGCCACAGUCUGCUGAGAAGCUUCCAGCAUUCAUCACCCAUGUGGAGGAUGUAGUAUUAUCAUUUCCUCCUGAGAUGACUAAGGGGCAGGGGAAUAGGAAUGCUGGGGAGACUGGCUCCUGCAGAAGAGAAAAUUCUAGCGUAAUCAAUCACUAUGACUCUUCAUCACUCAACGUGAUUAUUUGAGUGCCUUUGAAAUACAUAUUCAUCUGUUUACUCAGAAAGAAAACCCAAACUGAGGCCGUAAGAUCAGAAAGGUUUUCAAUUCUUCUGCAGUGUUCAUUCAUGCGUUUAGCAAAUAGUUAUUGAAUACCUAUCGUGUGCAAGGCGCCAUAAACUAUAUGGCAAGGAACAGAUCCAGUCUUGCCUGCAGGGACCUUACAAUAUGUGCUAAUAAAUAAAAACCACCAUGCAAGUACCAAAUGCCAAGGGCUUUUACGAAGGGAGAACUCCUCUGUAGGUAUGUGGUCAAGGGAGGUGGAGAGCCCCUCUCCCCACUGACAACUCCAGCGGGUCUAAAAGUAGGGAAUCCCAAUACAAACUAGUCCCUCCUCAAACAGUGAACAUCUUCUUCAUCGCUGACUAUGGAGAUCAGAUGAUGAAGUACUAGAGGGUUCAAUUUUUCCGCUCCCAAGUUAGCUGUCUAUAUAUUUACUAUUCUUAUACAUAUAAAUAUAUACCUGGUGAUGCAGACGGUUCAGUGCUUUACUGCUAACUGAAAGGCUGGCAGUUUGAAUCGACUCAGAGAUGCCUCAAAAGAAAGGCCUGGAGAUCUACUUCUGAAAGAUCACAGCCUUGAAAACCCUGCGGAGCACAGUUCUACUCCGACACACGUACAGUCACCAUGAGUCAGAAUCGGCCUGAUGGCAACUGGUUUUGGUUUGGUAUAUUUACUUUUACCCUAAACCUUUGGAGCUGUGGUGGGUCAGUGGUAGAGUGCUCACCUUCCAUGCAGGAGGCCGGGGUUCGAGUCCCAGCCAGUGCACCUCUUGUGCAGCAACCACCCAUCUGUCAGUGGAGGCUUGUGUGUUGUUUUGAUGCUGAACAGACUCUUUUAGAGUCUAAGAUGGACCAGGAAGAAAGGCCUGGUGAUCUGCUUCCAAAAAUCAACCCCUGAAAACUGUAUGGAUCUCAGUGGUCCAACUCAAUCUGCAGCUGACCAUGGGAAUGGCAAAGGACCUGGCAGCAUUUUGUUACAUUGUAUAUGGGGUUUCCAUGAGUCAAGGACCAACUCCACUGCAGGUAAACAAUCUCAUGCCCCCGCCCCCAAAAUUUUUUUUAUUUUAUUUUAAGUCAUGUUUUUCUAAUGAUGACAUUGUUUUGAUGUGGUCUUUAAGCUUCCCUAAUUUACAAGAACUGUUUAUUCAUUUGGCACAAAUUUCAUAAAACAAAAAUAUAAUAUGUGAGCAAAAUAUGUGAAAUGAUAUUAUUGAGAAGUAACUACAUUUUAUUUUAAAAACCUAGAAAAAUGGACACCAAAUCCCUAUUAACAUUGAGCACUUGAGAUUAUGAGUAAUUUUUCCCUGCUUUCUGUAUAUUUCAGCUUAUUAUGUUGAACAUAUAUUGCUUUUAUAAUAUGAAAAUACAAUAAAUGGGGCAAUGACAAACUAAAAAGCACUUGGCAGGAGUGUUUAACUAGGGUAAAACAAUUGCUCAUAUGGCAUGUGGAACCAGGCUCAGUGCGUCCCCUUACCUAGGCCAGCUCUCCUGCUGUGUUUUAACACCUGAAAAGUUGGACACUGAAGAAAAAGGAUGAAAGAUCUAGAAUGUUCCUAUAAAAACCACCCUCCGAAGUACGGUUUGUCUAGCUCUGUUUGAUGUUUGCUAGCCACAAGGCAGAUGAGUAACUCCUUUCUGAAGUCGUGAUGCGUUUUCAAAACAGUUGAUAUGGAGAAGCAUUCUGCCAAGUGGGAAUUCCUAGCAGAAGUACAUUGAAGUUUUGUUUUUGUUUUUUGGUAUUUGGUAUUUAACUGUUUUCCUUUGAUAUCACAUUGAGGCCAUGAGAGAUGGUCUCAAAGAACUUAGAACAUGAACUCUUCUUUCUGGACAAACAUGGGUAGAAGGUUGUGAUGUGUCCAUUUAUGACAAGAAUCUGGGCUACCAUGUUGGGAUUAAACAGUCUCAUGACUCACCAGAAGGGAGUAAGAUAUCCCUACAGUGUUUAUAUGGUAGUCAAUGCCAUUAGAGCAUUUCUUGGGGGCAGAAUGGCUGCUAGAACUAUAGGGGGAUAGACUAUAGUGCUUAUUCUCCCAAACCAAUGAUGGUAUCGAUGUGUUUAGCAGGGGCACUGCAAGAACCCUGGGUCAGGGCUCAUGGGCCUGGUCCCGUGGUGUGGUUACCCUGUUCAGUUCCUUCCCUCUCUCUUCCUAUAUCCCUCCUCCAUCUCAGUCCCUGUGCCACUACUGGGGCAGAGUAUCUGUGUUAAGUGAGGCACUGCUGUUGUUAGUAGUUGGCAUCAAAUCAACUCCCACUCAUGGUGACCUUACCUAUAACAGAACAAAACAUUGCCUGGUCUUGUACCAUCUCCAUGAUCGUUGGUGUAUUUGAGCCCACUGUUGAGGCUAUUGUGUCAGUUCACCUUGUUGAUGGUUUCUCUUGUUUUUGCUGACCCUCUAUUUUACCAACCAUGAUGUGUAGAUGUGGUUUUUCUCCUGUUGUGAUUUGACUGGGCCCUUCACAGUGUGGAAGUCUUUCCAGGGAAAAGGCACUGAAAAGAUCAGCAGUGAAACCAAUAGUUUUGUUAUCCCUGGGUGGUUCAAAUGGUUAACACGUUCAGCUGCUAACCAAAAGGCUGGAGAUUCGAGUCCACCCAGAGGCACAUCAAAGAAAGGCUUGAUGAUCUACGUCCAAAAACAUCAGCCUUUGAAAACCCUAUGGAGUGCAGUUCUACUCUGACAUACAUGGAGUCGCCAUGAGUUGGAAUCAACCAUGGCAACUGGUUUUACGGUGGCUUUCAGCUCCCCUCUCCGUGACCCUGGCCCAGCCACAUCACUAACCCAGGUGCACCACUGACCUCAUUGCUUGGCUGACUCUGGAAAGCAGGAAACUGCUGGAGUGAGUUUGGGAAAUCAGUGAUGUCAUUCACAACUAAUGCUGGGUGGAGAGUUACUGGACUGAGGCAGGGGACAGAGAGGGGAAUCAGAACGCUGUGGCCCCACCCAUUUGCCAUUUUGUCCGUUCUCACGUUUCUGUUAAGCUCACUUUGUUUUCUCUUCCACUCCCUCUGCUGUAAAAGUAUGCACUGAAUGUUUAGUUUCCUGCUGAUCUGAUUCAGGUCAGUGAUGAUGUUAUUUCCAGGCUUAAAGGGGAUAUUUUUUCUCCUCUAUAUACCAGCCCUACUAUGGGAAUCCUGGUCAUAAACUUGCUUUACUCGGUUAGGCGCGAAGGUGAAUGAAUUCAGACCUCAUGGGUUUAUUACACCUAUUUUUCCUCACAUUUUCCAGGGAUUUACGGCCAGUUACACAGUGAAAAGAUUAAACAUUCCCUCCUCAAGCUGCACUUUAAAUGAGAUGUGUAAACAGUAGAGAGUUCUCCACAGCGUACAAUCCCAUAGAACACCAUUAGUGCCAGCAUGUCCAUCGCAAGUUUUCCAGUGGCCAUGUUGUUGUUGGGUGUCGUCAAGUUUACUCCAACUCACAGCAACCCCAUGUGACAGAGUAGAACUCCCUCAUGGGGUUUUCUAGGCUAUAAUCUUUACCAGCAAGAGGUCAUUAAAAAGACAGGAAAGAAAGAAAAGAACAAAGUGGAUGUCAGAAGAGACUCUGAAACUUGCUUUUAAACUUUGAGCAGCUAAAGCAAAAGGAAGAAAUGAUGCAGUAAAAGCUGAACAGAAGAUUUCAAAGGGCGGUUCGAGAAGACAAAGUGAAGUAUUAUAAUGACAUGUGCAAAGAGCUGGAGAUAGAAAACCACAAGGGAAGAACAUACUCAGCAUUUCUCAAGCUGAAAGAACUGAAGAAAAAACUCAAGCCUCGAGUUGCCAUAGUGAAGGAUUCUAUGGGGAAAAUAUUAAAUGUCACACGAAGCGUCAAAAGAAGCUGGAAAGAAUACACAGAGUCAUUAUACCAAAAAGAAUUGAUCAACAUCCAGCCGUUUCAAGAGGUAGCAUAUGAUGAUCAGGAACCAAUGGUACUGAAGGAAGAAGUCCGAGCUGCCCUGAAAAAAAGUCCUGAAAGCAGUGGUGAAAAACAAGGCUCCAGGAAUUGACGGAAUAUCAAUUGAGAUGUUUCAACAAACAGAUGCAGUGCUGGAAGUCCUCACUUGUCUAUGCCAAGAAAUUUGGAAGACAGCUACCUGGCCAAUCCACUGGAAGAGAUCCUAUUUAUGCCUAUUCCCAAGAAAGGUGAUUCAACUGAAUACAAAUUAUUGAACAAUAUUAUUAAUAUCACAUGCAAGUAAAAUUUUGCUGAAAAUCCUUCAAAAGCCGCUGCAGCGGUAUAUCGACAGGGAACUACCAGAAAUUCAGGCCAGAUUCAGAACAGGACAUGGAACCAGGUAUAUCAUUGCUGAUGUCAGAUGGAUCCUGGCUAAAAGCAGAGAACACCAGAAAGAUGUUUACCUGUGUUUUAUUGACUAUGCAAAGGCAUUCAACUGUGUGGAUCAUAAUAAAUUAUGGAUAACAUUGCGAAGAAUGGGAAUUCCAGAACACUUAAUUGUGUUCAUGAGAAACCUGUACGUAGAUUAAGAGGCAGUCAUUUGAACUGAACAAGGGGAUACUGCCUGGCUUAAAGUCAUGAAGGGUGUGUGUCAGGGUUGUAUCCCUUCACCAUAUCUAUUUAAUCUGUAUGCUGAGCAAAUAAUCCAAUAAGCUGGGCUAUAUGAAGAAGAACAGGGUAUCAGGAUUGGUGGAAGACUCAUUAACAGCUUGUGUUAUGCAGAUGACACAACCUUGCUUGCUGAGAGUGAAGAGGACUUGAAGCACUUGCUGAUGAAGAUCAAAGACCACAGCCUUCAGUAUGAAUUACACCUCAACAUAAAGAGAACAAAAAUCCUCACAACUGGACCAAUGAGCAACAUCAUGAUAAACAGGGAAAAGAUUGAAGUUGUCAAGGAUUUCAUUUUACUUGGAUCCACAAUCAACACCCAUGGAAGUGGCAGUCAAGAAAUCAAAAGACCCGUUGCAUUGGGUAAAUCUGCUGCAAAGGACCUCUUUAAAGUAUUGAAAAGCAAAGAUGUCACCUUGAAGACUAAGGUGCACCUGACGCAAGCCAUGCUAUUUUCAAUCACAUCAUAUACGUGCGAAAGCUAGACGAUGAAUACGGAAAACCGAAGAAGCAUGGACACUUUUGAAUUGUGCUGUGGAAGAAUAUUGACUAUACCAUGGACUGCCAAAAGAACAAACAAAUCUGUCUUGGAAGAAGUACAGCCAGAGUGCUCCUUAGAAGCAAGGAUGGCGAGAGUAUGUCUUACAUACUUUGGACCUGUUGUCAGGAGGCAUCAGUCCCUGGAAAACAACAUCAUACUUGGUAAAGUAGAGGGUCACUGAAGAAGUGGAAGACCCUCAGUGAGGUGGAUUGACACCGUAGCUGCAACAAAUGGGCUCCAGCGUGACGAUGGUGAGCAUGGUGCGGGACCGGGCGGCGUUUCAUUCUGUGGUACGUAGGGUCGCUAUGAGUCGGAAGCAGCUCAAUGGCACCUAACAACAACAACAAUCUUUACCGGAGCAGAUCACCAGAUCUUUCUUCACAGAGCCACUGAGUGGGUUCGAACCACCAACCUUUUGGUUAGCGGAAUGCUUAAUUGUGUGUGGCAUAUUUCUUAUGAAAUCGCCCAUCCCCUCUUCCUUUCUCCUUUUCUUCACUCACCACUUUCCCUGCUUUCUCAUCACUACCCCCACAAGUCCACAAAGAACUUUAGCAUCUUUUACAAAAGGCUCCCCUGUGCCAUUGGGCCCUGAUUUAGCCCAGCACCCGAAAGCUCUUUGAGUAGCUUGAAGUAAACCAGAUUUGAUGUAUACCUGCCUGCAUUCUUGGGUGUCUUAUCGGUAUCCUCUUCUCCACCCAGCUUGAAUCCUUUUCCUACUGCUCUUUCUUAUCUCUGGAGUGCCUGUGUGGUACAGACUCUUAGCAUGCUGCUAACCGAAAGGCUGGAGGUCUCAAUCCACCCAGAGGCACCUCAGAAGAGAGGCCUGGUGAUCUACUUCUGAAAAGGCCAGCUGUCGAGAACCCUAUGGAGCCCGGUUCUACUCAGACAAAUGUGGGGUCGCCAUGAGUCAAAACCGACUUGGCAGCAACUGAUUACUGGUCUUCCUUAUUGCUACAUCAGAAUUUCCUGCUUUCUCCCAAACAUUUGUUUCCUCUUAUCAGUGACAUCACUGCAGCAGGUUGUCUGAUUGUUUGGUAGCCUUCCUCCACAGCAUCAAGAGGAAAGCUUCCUGUGUGUCUGUCCACGAGGGACAAUGUUCCUAUCUUUUCAGCAUGUUGUGUUUCGAGGAAAGGAAGAUGACCAGCAUCAUUCUCAAUUUCCAGAAACUAUUUACCAUAUUGACAAAAGAAAAGAAGGCUUGUGACUCAUGGAAAUGGUGUCUGCCUUUCUGUCAUAGGAGGUUACUCAGGUUCCAUCCAUUUGUUUAGAGAUCUGUUCACCCCUGGUUUGAUGCUAACUUACUUUAGCAUAUAGUAUAAAAGAAUUUUAAAUGAAAUCACCCUCAGCCAGGCAAAUAUGCUGAGUAAUAAUGCUGCCAGAUAUUUUUACUAUUGAGUUGAAUUUUUAACCCGGUGCUGUGAAUCCCCAUGUGUUGGCUCCCUAUUUCUUACUUUCUACAAACCUGGAGAAAGUGCUUGUAAUACUUCAGUGUCCAGCCUGUAAUCAGCGUAUUGAUCUUUGGUUUUCUCUAGAGACUGGUGAAAUAUCGGCCCAUUCCUCUUCCAUUUGCAGUCUACUUGUUUUCUUUCCCCCAUUUUUGGUUUGGAUUCAUAGCAUAAAAUUGACGGUCAAGAUAUAUCCCAGUUCAAAACUUUUGAAAGAUACUCAAUGUCUGGUACUCAUGGAGUUCCUCUUUAUUCUGUGUCUCUUUGUAACAUUCAUUAUACUUUGAUAUCCCAGACUUUUUGCUAAGAGUCACGUAAUCAGAAACAGCUAAGCAAUUUGUACAAGGGAAAUAAAUUAAUACGAAUCAAAAUACCAGCUUUGCAGAUUAAAUAUCCAGGCCACCCUCAGUCAGUUUGAAGGUUUGGUGGGAAUGGGUGAAUGAAAAGAGAAGCUAGACUUAUAAGAAAUCUAUCACUCUUUAAAACUGCCGAUUCUGAUUUCAGGGGAAAUCGCAGUUGGUAACAUCGGGAGCUUCUGGAAGUUUAUAAGCUAAACUGUGUGUUCGUUGUUAAAUGAUCCACACAUAGAUAGCAGAUUAGAUGUCAGAAGAAAUAAAUAUCUUAUUGCGUGUCCCUAUAAAAUAUUUGUGAGAAACUGCUUUUGAGAGAAUUGGCUGCCACCUGCUCUUUUGGGGGUGUCAUUGAAAAUUCACAGCAUUUCAGACUGGUGAGUAUAGCCAUACCUAAGUCAAGCAAGGAACGAGUGUGAGGUAGGUAUUAGGGAAAUAAACUAUGUUGGGAUAAAUGGUCAAAUGAAAGAAUUGUAUAAAUUCCCUGGAGGACCCAGCAUGAAAAUUCACAACCGUAUUGCCAACACCCUUUAAGGAUUUGCUGGGGGACCUGCGUUAAUUAUGCUCCACAGGCUAUUUGUAACAAAAUGUAGGAACCCAUGAAAGUUACCUGUCAUGCCACCUUUUGCCUUCCAGAAUCCAUCGUUCAAUUCCCAAACUUGUCUGGGUUUCUCUUCUGAAUACCUAGUCAGUCAAGCUCCCAAGAUUUCCCCCAGGACUGGAGUUAGGGGUGGGGGGCUUCUAGUGGAAUAUACUUACCGCCUCCAAACACUCCAUGUCACGCUCAAGCACACCCUCCGUGUUUAUGCUGCCAACUGUACCCAACUCAGAUUCAUUGCACUUAUUUCCUUGGGAUGUCCUAUUGCUUACCGAAUCACCUUACCCAGUAUCUCCUGUUAUCCAGGCCCCUCAGCGUAGGGACCCUGUCUUCAAUUUUGUUGACCUUUCCACAAUUGGUAAUCCAGUGAGAAGUAUACUAUGAGAGCUGACUAAAUGUGGUGGUGGUCUCUCAUCUCUGAAAGAGGUAGAGAGCCUUUAAGGAUCCUCUGCCGGUGUGAACUCACCAGCACUCUGAUCCCAGGCUCAAUUACCAGCGUGGAAAAGUUCUUUUUCCUAGGCACCAAUGGGAGAGGCUCAAGUGCUCAAAAAUCUUGCCUACUCUUAACCCUAGCCUUUUGGGACCAGCGUCCUAGUCUUUUUUGUUGAACCAAUUACUGACCAGCUUGACUACAAGACCAGGUCUGAAUACAUGUUUAUUAAUGUGCUUAAAUAUGACUCCUGAGGACCUGGGAGGAUGGACCCAGAAGAAUGCAAAAUGGUGUUGCAGUGAUGGGGAUCAGAUUGGCAAGAGCCCUGCGGUUAGAGGUGCCUGUUUGGCCUCCGUGUAAACUUGUUCAUCAGACUGUUGGAAAUUAGUUUCUAAAGUUCAGGAGACAGACCAGGGUUAAAAUUUGGGAUUUAUUUACAUUGGCUUGAUACACAGUCUCUAAAUUUCCUUCCAAUUCAAAAAAUUCUUGAGCGUCUAGUACGCAUUGUGCACUGAGGUUACCAAGAUAGAAAAGACACAAACCCUGCCCAGAAAGCAUCAUGCUGAGGGAGGCCGGCAAACUAAUCCAUGCCAGUAAAGAGCUUAUAGGUGCCAGGACACCAAGGGGCAGGAAGGAAGGGGGAUGGUCAGUUCCUCUGGGGGAAUGACGGCUGUGCAGAGAACCUUCCAGAAGUGCAUUUGAGGUGUCCUAAAAAAGAGUGGGUGUUUAUGGGGCAGGGGUGAUGUAUUCCAGACAGAGCAGUGGGUGGGACCCCAAACACAGAAGGCCUUAGAGUUGAAGCUGGGAGUUAAACUUGACCCCAAAGGCAGUGAAGAGGAGCCAUCAAAAGCCCUUAAAGAACAAUUAUGCAAUCAGGCCAUUCCAUGGCAUUUGCACAGCUCUGGAAGCACCACUUCCGUAGCAGUCUGUAUGCAUAGUGGUCCCUGGAGUUGAGCAGGCCAACCCACAUGUCCACAGUGCAGGGGCUUGCAGCCGUUCUGUAUUGUCUUUUGUGCAGAACAGCAAAAUGUCCAGCAGUUUCCCUGCCCAGCUGUGUGGUCCCUGCCACAGGAUAGGUCUUGUGGGCAGGAAGUCAGAAAUGUCAGAAUGGGCAGCUCCAGGUUGGGCCAGUAAGCGAGUCAUUUCUACAUUCUAGGAUCUCCUCUUGAGGGUAUGGUGAAAUGACUGGCUUCCUUGUUGUUUAGUCAUUAAGCCUCAGUAAUUUAGUUUUUGAAUGAGCUGCUAUUUUACCCACCUGGAAAGCAUUUUUAAUUGAAUCAAGUGUUGUGAAAUGGCAUACAGGAUUACAAAUGAGUGAUUCUCUAAAUUCUUUAUGUAUAAACAUGGGAAGGAACAACAAAUUCUGGAAGCUGGGAGCUUGUCUGGCCUCAACGUGGAGGGAGUUGCCCCCUUUGCAGCUAGUCCUUGUGAGAGGUCAUGGAAAUAUAAGUCAAAACUAAAAACAAGUCAGCAGCUUUUAAAGUUGUUUCAAACCAUAUUGUACAAAUAGAAUUGCCCUACAAACAGUGGAGGCAGUCUACGCUUUGUCUGAGAUGCCAUGCAUUAUUUGUCUAACUUGCACAAACCUGUCCCGUUCCAACUUUGUUGUUAACUGCAUUGAGUCGGCCACCAACUCAAGGGGACCCAUAUACAACAGAAAGAAAUGCUGCCCAGUCCUGCCCCAUCCCCACAAUUAGUUACAGAUCACAUGGUUGUGAUCCAUGUGGUUUUCACUGGCUGAUUUUGGAAGUAGAUCUCCAGGCCUUUCUUCCUAGUCUGUCUUAGUCUGGAAGCUCUGCCGAAACCUGUUCAGCAUCAUAGCAACAUGCAAGCCUCUACCAACAGACGGGUGGUGGAUUGACUGGGCGCCAAAUCCACAUGGGAGGCGAGAACUCUGCCACAAAUCACCACCGCCCGUUCCUGUCCAUUAGAAUCCUCUGUUUUCACCUUGCGUGCUGUUGUACCACAAUCGCAUUGUAGGGCUCUCGGGAACAGGACCUGGAUUUCUGUUCCCUUUGCCCUUUCUUUUUUAUGGUGUGGUCGACACUACUUCCAAGUGGCAAAGAGUCAACUUGUCAUCAAAGCUCUACAGUCACAACAAUAUGUGACAAAUUCUCUUUUGUACCCUAUCAUCCAAGAGCCCUGAUAGUAUAGUGGUUAAUGCUUUGGACUCUUAACUGGAAGGUUGGUGGUUCGAAUCCAUCAGGCACUCCUUGGAAACCCUAGGGGGCAGUUCUGCUCUGUCAUGUGGGGUCGCUAUGAGUCGGAAUUGACUCAACAGCAACAGGUGGUCCAAGAGAAGCAUAAAUCCAACUCUGAUUCUAAUAUUGAGAGGCAGUUUUUAGUCUCGGCCUGAGAACAUCCAUAUUGGCAUGGCUCUCACACAGCCUGGUCUGCAAAGGGUCAGUAGAGCUCCCAGCUCUGUGUUGCUGGCAUCUCCUCUCGAGUUGAUACACCAGCAUUAAUAGCAAAUGACUGGUUUGGAAUCCUGGAUACCAUUUAAUAACGCUUAAUUUCAUUAAAAUUCUUUACAUGUGGGUAAAAAUCAUUGCAUGGAUAGCUGUAAAUUCUUUAUAAUUUGUGAUAACUGUAACUGCUUUUCUUCUUAAAGCUGUUUUGAGAGCUGGAGGUUGUUAUUUCCAUUUUGAUAAGUUUGUCAUAAAGAGUGGAAUGUGCUCCUUUCUGGAGAUGGAGAAGCUUUGGCAGGGAGAGAAAAGAACGACACCAAACAGCCUAACGAUGGGAUUCCUCACCACAGGAGAUCUCUUCGGCUCCUUUGAAGCACUUUUAGCUUUCAUUUGAGGCAUAAAUUGGAACCUUAUAUCUUUCUUUGGAGUAGGAAGCAUUUCAGACAGGAGGAAACAAAAAAUGAUAGCUACAACCAUACCACUGGAAAAAGAACAGAAGUUUUCAUGAAGAAUAAUAAAAUUAAGUUUACACGUUAAAACUUCAGACAGAAUUCUUUUCUUUGGGCAGUAAAUAGUUAAUAGCACAUGCAGACCUGGUUGGAGACACUGCAGCACACAAAAAAAACACAGGCCCAUAAAUCCUUCACCAGCACUUCUCUGUGGUCACAUAUUCAAGCUGAGGACAGUGACUGAGCUGACUGAGCGGUCCCGUUCAUCAGAAGUCUGCAGCCUCGCCUGAAGCCCCACCUCCCGUCGACGCCGCUGUCUACGUGCUGUUACUUUAAAAGCGGAAGCUCUGCCUACAAUAGUCCUGUACAUUUUUUGCAGAUCUUCAAUUGUAGUUUAUUGUUUUUUUUGUAUCUUCCAUGUUCUUGAGCACAUAGUUGACACCCUUCUAGCCCCAAAAUAAUAAUUUUUUUCUGCUAAGUAUAAUAUAUAAUCAAAAAGGAUUCACUGAGAGGAGGACUAAAGAUAGUAAUGUCUAGGUAAUUUCAGGAGCAGAAUGAUUAUGUUGAAACGUAGGCAGUAAUUACUUCUGCCGCCAUUUGAGAUGAUGUUCGUAAAGAAUGUUGAACGACUUGGAGAAAUAACUGAUUUGUUUGGGGGCAAAAAAUAAGAUGAUGAUGUUGUUAGCUGCCUGCCACCAAGUCGACCCCUGACUCGCUGCGGCCCCUAAACAAUGGAAAAAGCGCUGCCCGGUCCUGUGCCAUCCCCAUGAUCAGUUGCAGGUUGGCCUGUGGUGAUCCAUAGGGUUUUCACUGGCUGAUUUUCAGAAGUAGAUCACCAGGCCUUUCUUUCUAGUCUGACUAAGCGUUCAUAGCAACGCUAAAGCCUCCACUGACAGAUGGGUGGUGGCUCCGCUUGAGAUAUAUUGGCCAGGAACCAAACCCAGGUCGAAAAUGAGAUGUUUUCAACAACGUGAAAAUGCAUAGAAUAGCAAGUAGAAGCAAAGGAAUGUUUAAAUAAAUUAUAAUGUUAAUAAAAAUUAAAACCAUAGUAAGAGCUAACUUUUACUGAGCACUUACUAGGUGCCAGGAGCCCCAAUGGUUAAGAGCUCAACAGCUAACCAAAAGGCCAGCAGUUUGAAUCCACCACCUGCUCCUUGGUAACUCUAUGGGGCAGUUCUACUCUGUCCUAUAGGAUCGCUCUAUCGGAAUCCACUCCUCGGCAAUGGGUUUGGUUGGUUGGUUGGUUGGUUGGUUGGUUGGUUGGUUGGUUGGUUGGUUGGUUGGUUGGUUGGUUGGUUGGUUUGGUGGGUUGGUUGGUUGGUUGGUUGGUUUUACAAGGUGCCAGGCAGGGUUCUGAGGGUUCUGUCUGUAUUAACUUAUUGAAUGCUCACAGCACCCUUUCAGGUAGGUAAUUAGGUAAUAUCACUCUCUGUUUUACUCACAGAGAAACCGAGGCGCACAGAGGUUAAGUAACUCAUCUUGAUCAUAGAGCUAGAAAGUGACAGAACCAGCAUUCAACCCCUGCACAGCCUCCCAGAAAUAUUAUACCAUCUUGGUGCCAAUUGUGUGGUCUUAUUUUCACAUCCUACAAGUUAUUGUAGUUGGCCCGUGAUUCUGUUCACCAUCUAAUUAGAAAGAGUGGCUUCAUCUAUCUACUCUAAAACUAAUACCAUUUAUGUUGGCUUGUUGUUUAAUAUUCAUUAAUUCCACGUAGCCUUUAAAGUUCUAGUAACUCCAGAUAAAUUUUCUAACUGGUUUUUUCUAUUGGCCGUCAGGAAGCUUUGUGGCUCCAAAGGAAACAUGUGAAUUGUGCCUUGUUAAGGUUUUCUUAUAGCUUUCCUGGUUGACCAGUAACUUGCUUUGGAAGUCUUUGAAGCCAAAAUAACAUCAGCAGCAUUUUAUGGUGUGAAUCCCACAGUUACUGUCACCCAAGCUUAAUGUGCCUGAAGCAAGCCCGGGACUAUUUCCUGAGAGAAACCUGGCUUCUCCUAUCUUUGGGGAGGGUUGAUCAUCUCUUUAGGUGAGAGGCUUGAUUUGAUUCCUCAGUUUCACAGAAAUACUGUCAACCCCAGUGGCCAAGUGUUUGAUCUGUGAAGUAUAGGAACACAUUCCGUUAGCAUGAUGGAAUAGAUCUGCACCAUGCCAUUGCAGAGAAUAUUACCUUGAACUUGAACAUUACCUUGAACAGUCUGCUACCCAACUUUUUCUUAGAGGCCUGCUUGGGAAAUGGAGUUUCUGGAGAAUUACCUAAGAUCCUACUCUGUCCAUUCCUAGUUUUUGUCCCCAGAUCAAGCUGACCCUCGGGGUGCUGUGUACUUCGAUUGCAUGGAAUUGCUUUCAGUAACAUUUUCUUUGGCAUCAUAUCCUUGUCCUCGGGGCACUGAUGCUGGAAGAAGCCACCUUACCGGCAUGCUACUGCAGGGCACAUCUCCUCUUACUCGGUUGUUUCCUCCAAAAGCUCACACAAAAGGGCGCGGGGGGGUGGCUCUUGGGCACUCCUUUUGCACCCUGGGCUUCUCCUAUUGUAGCUCUUACAGCUCUGAGUUAUGAGGCCUCUGUUUGUCUGUUUCCCCACAGUAUUAACCCUGGGAGGGCAGGAACCAACUCCUGUUCAUCUCUGAGUCCCAAAUGCCAGGCCCGACUUGGCACACAGUAGGUGUCUAAUAUGUAUUGAAUGAGUUUUUCUAGUUCUAAGUGACAGAGUUUAUAAGGGGUUUUUUUUAGCCUUUUUUUUUUUCUUUGCUUAUUCCCCUGGGUAAUAGAAAUGGCCUUUUCCUCAUGAGAAGGCAUAUCCUAAGGUUCCUAAGGUUGAAUGUCUUUCCAUUUUUGCUUUGGUUGCCAAGAAGUUCUAAAACUAACCAACAGCUCAACUCUAAUGAUGGUAGGAUGCCUGGACCACGCAUAUACUUUCUAACUGAAUCUUGAUUCUUAUUCAGUAUAUAUUUUCCAUGAUUCUGUCGGCCUAAUUUUUUAAAUUGUAUUAUACGGUAAGCCACCUCAAGCUCUUUGCUGGAACCUCUACCUUUUGGAUUGGACGUAUAGAAGAUAAGGUGCCAAAUAUAUUAAUAAUGGUGCCGCCCCAGUGUGCUUGAAGACCUAUGAGACCUGAGCUUUCAAAAAAAAAAAUUAUACAGACAUACACUUUAAGAUAGUGUUUCUACCUUGUCCUCUUCAAUUGAAGCACUCCAGGGAACAAUCUUUCCUUUGAGGGAAGCAGUGGACAGAAUCACCAUUUUCAUUUCCAUUCAAGGACAAACCAUGGAUCCUUUAUUGAGGGUUUGAUUUUAACCUCUUUUCUUGCCUCAUUUCCAUAUCUAGUAAGAGUGUCAGUAAAUCAACUGCAUUGGUAUUUUCAUGAAAUAGAAAUAGCUCCACAAGAGAGAGAUAAGGAGGAUGUGUACCCAGUACAGCAAGCCCACUGGGAGAGGCAGGGCCACAUUGGGGUUGGUAGAAGAGCCUGAAGUGGGGGCCCUGAUUGUCCUAAUGGAGGCCGCAUUUCAGAUCUUAUAGAAAGCUUGUCACUAUGCUUUUCAGACAUGUGCAUUUUGUUUUGUUUGCUUUUAAGGCUGACUUGCAGGCUGAGGGCCAGCCAGGAUCAUUAAUCCUGUUAUACAUUUGCAAUUUUUUCAGCAGGAUAGAUGGUAAUUAGCCUCCAGAAGCCCGUUUAACCCCUAAGAUAAAGUUGCAUCAUGAAAAUUAUGAUUUAUGGGGAUAUGUGUCAUUUGCCCCAGUUAGAAGGGAGGUCAGUGGUUCAGGAACACCCACAACCCCACAGCUGCAAUGGACCCUGGUCCCCUCCUGUCUGGGGACCCUGCUCAAGCCAGUCUUGUGUACAUGGGCCCGUUGGUCAGAGAGGCUGGCAGGUGUGGACCAAGGAUUGUUUUUACCGUGUUAACUCCCUUGAACAACACCUUGGCCAACACUGUGCAUUUCACAAGGCUUCUAAAGGAUCUUUUCUUUUUAGAGAAGUAAGGCCGCAUCUCAGCAAAGGGCAGGGGGGUGCAGUGGUAAGCACGCUGUACAGGAACUCAGGGCAUCUACACAACUGGACUUAAACUUCCGUCUCAGCCACCGAGCAAGCCCCUUCACCUCUUUGGUGAGCUGAUGUCUCCCAUCCCUUUUAGCCCCAAGGAACUGUAGUUCUUAAUGGGGUCUUUUCAUGUUUUUAUAAAACCCAAAUAUAAACUUUGAAAAUGGUGCUCUUUUUGAUGAGAAAUGACAACUGCAAAAUGAUUAAAAUGUUAGAAAAGCUACCAGCUACUCGCCUGAAGUAUUGAGGCUCUGUUCUCAUACUUUUGUUAAAUAAUUUUUAUUCCUGUAAACUCUUAGAGAUAGUAAGUAUUCUUACUCAUCAAACUCGGUGGAGAUGGGCAGUCCUCAGACAUUUCUAAAGUGUGCACGUUGCUGGAUUGGAAGCUCUCAGGCUGGGAGCUGCCUCUGCUCUCUGGUGUGCAGUUAUAGAUGGUUAGAAGAUGGUGGGGGAGGGUCAUUCCUCAGUGUGUUAUAUAACGCACUGAGGAGUCAUCAGUUGAUUUAUGAGUAAGUCGAUGCUUUCAAUGGAUUUUGGCUUUGGCUUGUUCCACACUCAGUUUCUUCAUGUGAUGUAGGAAUAGUGCCGUGUGGGCUGGGCAAGGACAUUCAGGAUUUAAGUGAACGGCCAGGCAGGCCAAGGUUGGCAAGGGGACCUCUCUACAAUGAACAACACUGAAUUUAUGGGAAGCAGUUCACCACCAUCUGCUGAAAACAGCUCAGUCAGUAUUUACAUAAUACAGAAUUGCAUUUAGAUGGGAUGUGGACAUCAGAAGGUACAGAACCACAUGGAAUUUAGAAAAAGGAGCACUGGAGAAUAAGAUUUUGUUGUUGUCCCCCACAACAACCAGGUGACAGAGUUCUUGAGAAUGACUAACCUUUCUUUAGAUACAUGAUCCUCAGGCCAACAGUGGUGACUCAUUGGACCACUGUAGCUUAGUGAAUACAGCACUAUGCCACCUUACAAAUACCUUAUUUCUGAUUUACUCAUUCAAUAUUUUCUGAGAAGAGUAUGUAAUAGGCCAUGAGGAGAAAAGCAAACAAAAACAACAAAGGCCUGGGGGCCUGAUUUUCAACAUAAAUAGCCUAUCAAAAAAAAAAAAAACUAAAAAUACACAAACAACAGAACAUAAAUUAGAUAAUUGGGACCUCCUAAAAAUUAAAUACUUAUGCUCAUCAAAAGACUUUACCAAAGGAGUAAAAAGAGAACCCACAGACUGGGAAAAAAACCUUUGCAACAACAUACCUGACAAGGGUCUAAUCUCUAAAAUAUGUAGAAAACUUCAACAAUAAAACGACAAACAAUCCAACCAAAAAAUGGGCAAAGGACGUGAACAGACACUUCACAAAAGGACAUUUAGGCAGCCAAUGAAUACGUGAAAAGAUGCUUGCAAUCAUUAGCCAUAAGAGAGAUGCAAAUCAAAACUACACUGGAGAUACCAUCUCACCCCUUCAAGGAUGGGAAUGAUCAAAAAAACAGAAAACAACAAAUGCUGGCAAAAUUGUGGGGAGAUUGGAACUCUUACAUACUGCUGGUGGGAUUGCAAAAUGGUACAACCAUUAUGGAAAACAGUAUGGCACUUCCUCAAAAAGCUAGAAAUAGAUAUACCUUAUGAUUCAGCAAUCCCACUCCAAGAGAUAUAAGAGCAGUGACAUGAAUAGAUGUAUGCACACUUAUGUUCAUUGAGUUAGUCACAAUUUCAAAAAGGUGGAAACAACCUAAGUGCCCAUCAACAGAUGGAUGGAUAGAUUGUGGUACAUACAUACAGUGGAAUACUACACAACUAUGAAGAAUAAUGAGGAGCCCGCAAAACAUCUUAUAACAAGGAUAAAUCUGGAGGACAUUAUGCUGAGUGAAAUAAGUCAGUCACAAAAGGAUAAAUACUGUGUGGUCCCACUAUUAUAAAAAAAAAAAAAAAGUCAAGAAUAGACAUACACACGGAAAGCAAUGUUCUUUUAUGGUUACCAGGGAUGGGAGGGGGAGUGAGAAGGAAUCACUUUCUAGAUAGUAGAUACUUGCUAUUUCCGUUGAUGGGAAAGGCAGUACUCAAUAUGGAUGAAGUCUGAACAACUUGACUGAGGUAAAUGAAGACACUAAAAGUACACAAGAAAAAGGGACAAUUUCAGUGGACGCUAUUAACAUAUACAAUUUUGCAACAACAGUAAUAACAAGCAAAAAUAUAUGAGUGGUUACAUAGGUAGGUAUGUAUGUAUGCAUGUGUAUGGGAAGGCAUAUACGAGUAAAUGCACGUGCAUGUAUAGGCGUCUUUGUAGGCACAUGUAUAUAUUGUAUUUUUACACAAAUAAUUUGUGCUUUCUGCAUUUGUUUGCAGGCCACACCCUCCCCCACAAGGCACCCUCACAAGCCCCUCCGAGCCAUGCCAGUCCUCUUCCACAUGCUGCUAUAAAAAAAAAAAAAAAAUUAGCAUAGAUUGCUUGCAAAAAUACCUUGUAGGGGAGAGCAUGGCUGGCAAACAAACGCAGAAAGUGCACGUUAUUUGUGUGCUGCAUAUGUAUCCAUAUAUAUAAUAAAGCACAUGGGGGCACAGUUACGGAGACUUCCAAGACAUAUCCAAACAACUUAUGGGAUUGGUUUACUGGGCUAAAAGGCAUAGGACUGUAGUCUUAUGGGACAACUUUGUCAAUUGGCAUAGCAUAGUUCACAAAGAUAGCAUUGUACAUCCUACUUUAGUAAGUAGUGCCUAGGGUCUUCAAAGCUUGGGAGCGGCCAUCUAAGAUACAACUAUUGGUCUCUGCUCACCUGGAGCAAAAGAGAAUGAAGGAAACCAAAGAUUCAAAGAAGAAACUGCUCCACAGGACUAACAGCCCACACGAACCAAAGCCUCUUCUAACCUGAGACCAGAAGAACUAGAUGGUGCCUGGCAACCACUACCCAUCAUUCUGACCAGGGACACAAUAGAAGGUCCCAUAUAAAAUGAGAGAACGUAGAAGAAAGUUCAAAUCCCUAAAAAAAAACCAAACCUACUGGACUGAGAGACUAGAGGAAAGCCAGAGACUAUCAUCCUAAGAAAUACUUUGAACUUGGAACUGAAGCUUUUUCUGGAGGUCACCUUUCAGCCAAAUAAUAGGUUGGCUUAUAAAAUAAACAAUGAGUAAUGUGCUCCCUUAAACAAUCAACUCUAUGAAAUCAAAUGAUCAAUAUUUAAAGCAAAGAUGAAAAGGCAAGGAGGGGAAGGGAAGCUAGAUCAAUGGGAAAUAGAAGGAACAGAAUGGAAAUAAUGAAAAUGCUGACAUAUUGUGAAAAUUGUAAUCAAUGUCAUGGAACAGUUUGUAUAAAAAUUGUGAAAUGGGAACCUAAUUUGGUGUAAGCUUUAACCUAAAACACAAUAAAAUAUUUUAAAAAACAACAACAAAGGCCCGGACCUGGCUGUCCAGGAGUUCAGAGGCUACUGAGGGGCACAAGUUAAAUCCAAGACAACUGAAGGGCUCCCGGCUGAGACAGAGGGAAACCGAGGGGCCUCGGGCUCACAGGAGCAGAUCGCACCAAGGGCUGGCAGAACUCAGGAAGCUAGGGACGGGAUUGCCUCAGCCCGAUCAUGAAGGACAGUAACAGGUGAACCAGGUUAUGGGGGAGAGAAGGGCAUGCUAGACAGGGGCAGUAAGUACAAGACAGAGAACAUUGCAAAAAUUCUUUAAUGUGGCCAUCAUGGUACCAGACUACUGGGGGACCUGGAAUGCGUGGUGAACAGUGACACUAGACAGGACAGCAAGGUUCAGAUCAUGGAGGCCUUGAGGGUUGUUAUGGAUUCAAUUGUGUCCCCCCAAAAUGUAUAUCAUCUUGGCUAGGCCAUGAUUCCCAGUAUUGUGAUUGUCCUCCAUUUUGUCAUCUGAUGUGAUUUUCCUGUGUGUUGUAAAUCAUUAUCUGUAAUGAGGCAGGAUUAGAGUCAGUUAUGUUAAUGAGGCAGGACUCAAUCUACAAGAUUGUCAUCAUUGUUAGGUGCCCUUGAGUCAGUUCCCACUCACAGUGACCCCCAUGUACAACCGAACGAAACAGUGCCCGAUCCUGUGCCAUCCUCACAAUCGUUAUGCUUAAGCCCGUUGUUGCAGCCACUGUGUCAGUCCAUCUCAUUGAGGGUCUUCCUCUUUUUCUCUGACCCUCUACUUUUUCAAGCAUGAUGUCCUACUCCAGGGACUGGUCCCUCCUGAUAACAUGUCCAGAGUAUGUGAGACUUAGUCUUGGCAGCCUUGCUUCUAAGGAGCAUUCUGCUCAUACUUCUUCCAAGACAGAUUUGUUCAUUCUUUUGGCAGUCCAUGGUAUAGUCAAUAUUCUUUGCCAACACCACAAUUCGAAAGUGUCCAUUCUUCUUUGAUCUUCCUUAUUCAUCAUCCAGCUUUCACAUGCACAUGAGGCGAUUGAAAACACAAUAGCUUGGGUCAGGUGCAACUUUGUCUUCAAGGUGACAUCUUUGCUUUUCAACACUUUAAAGAGGUCUUUUGCAGCAGAUUUACCCAAUGCAAUGAGUCUUUUGAUUUCUUGACUGCUGCUUCCGUGGCUGUUGAUUAUGGAUCCAAAGAAAAUGAAAUCCUUGACAACUUCAAUCUUUUCUCCAUUUAUCAUGAUGUUGCUUCUUGGUCCAGUUGUGGGGAUUUUUGUUUUCUUUAUGUUGAGGUGUAAUCCAUACUGAAGGCUGUAGUCUUUGAUCUUCAUUAGUAAGUGCUUCAAGUCCUCUUCACUUGCAGCAAGCAAGAUUGUGUCAUUUGCAUAAUGCAGGUUGUUAAUGAGUCUUCCUCCAAUCCUGAUGACCCGUUCUUCUUCAUAUAGUCCAGCUUCUCGGAUUAUUUGCUCAGCAUACUGAUGGAAUAGGUAUGAAAGGAUACGACCCUGACGCACACUUUUCCUGACUUUAAACCGCGCAGUAUCCCCUUGUUCUUUUUGGACCACUGCCUCUUGAUCUAUGUACAGGUUCCUCAUGAGCACAAGGAAGUGUUCUGGAAUUCCCAUUGUUCAAAAUGUUAAUCUACAAGAUUAGGUUGUGUUUUAAGCCAGUCUCUUUUGAAAUAGUAAAUAGAGACGUGAGUAGAGAGACAUGGGGCCCCCAUACCACCAAGAAAUAAGAGCCAGGAGAAUAGCACGUCCUUUGGACCCGGAGUCUCUGCACUGAGAAGCUCCUCAAUCAGGAGAAGAUUGAUGACAGGAACCUUCCCCCAGAGUGGACACAGAGAGAAAGCCUUCCCCUGGAGCUGGCACCCUGAAUUCUGACUUCUAGCCUCUUAGACUGUGAGAGAAUAAAUUUCUUUUUGUUAAAGCCAUCCAUUUGUGGUAUUUCUGUUAUAGCAGCACUAGAUGACUAAGAUAGCAGUCAAGCUUUAGAGUCAGGACUUUAUAAUGAAGGGCUGGGGAAUUGGAAGCAGAGCAAUGUCACAAUUAUUUUCACAUUUUAGAAAGAGCAUUCAGGCUGCAGUCUGGAAGAUGGAGUAGAGAAAGCAGAGAUUAGACACAUGGAGACUUAAUUAGGAGGCCGUAGUCAUUACGGAAGGAUCCUUGGGUGGUGCAAACAGUUAACGUGCUCAGCUGCUAACCAGAAGGUUGGAGUUCCAAGUCCACCUGGAGGAGCCGCAGGAGAAAGCCUGAUGAGUCACCUCCGAAAGAUCACAGCCAUCGAAAGUGCUCUGGAGCACAGUUCCACUCUGACACAAAGGCCAUGAGUCAGAAUCAAUUCAUUGGCAACUGGUUUGGGUUUUUGCUCGGUCAUUGUGGAGGCAAAAUAUACACAGGCCUCAACUGAGGAAGAGGCAGUGGAGAUGAGAGGAGGAGAUGGGUAUGGGAGAUAUUAUGGAGGUGGAAUGAACUGGACUCAGUGGCAAGUCCAAAAAACAGGAGAGGGGAAGAGAGAACUCAAGAAUAACUCUCAGAUUUCCUGUUUGCUCCCCCUGCUGAGUCAGGUUGUCAUUUGCUUAAAAUCAAAAAAACCAGUUGCCAUUGAGUCAGUUCCAGCUUAUGGCAACCUCGUGUGUGUCAGAGUAGAGCUGUGCACUGUAGGGUUUUCAGUGGCUGAAGUUUUGGGAUGUACAUUGCCAGACAUUUCUUCCAAGGACCCUCUGAGUGGACUUGAAGCUCCAACCAAUGAGUGCAUUGACCAUUUGCAAGUAAUAAUUGGCUUAUAGAUAUUACAGUAUACUGCACUCACCUAAGUCAUUUACUUACACAAGUAGUAAAGGAGGAAUAACCAAUUUUAAAAGAAAGAUCAUUAUGUUGGGAGUCCCCCAAGCCACCUCUAAGUUCAGUGGUUCACAGACUCAGCAUAUAGGCAUAUUCACACUAUGAUCUAUUGCAGCAAAAUGAUACAGAACAAAAUCAGCAAAGGAAAAAGGUACAUGGGCAAAGUCCAGAGGAAACCAGGAACAAGUUUCCAAUAGUCCUCUCCCUGUCGAGUCACACAGAACACGCUUAAUUCCGCCAGCAUCAAAUUGUGACAACACGUGAAAGGCCUACUAGCAAAGCUUGUUAGAGACUCCGCUCCAAAAAUUCCAGACUCUCAAAAAGAAAGCAGGUGUUUAGCAUAAACUACAUUAUGCAAACAAUUUAGGCACAGUGAGCCACGCUUAUCAGUUAAGGAAUGGUGGGAACCCUCUAAAGUCCUUAGAAGUCUUUGACACCAACCUCGCAAACAGACCUUCCUGAGGAUGAUACUCUCAGACCUGCUCUGUUAACUCUUUCUGCACAAUAAUGAGUUCGUUUUUGAGCGUAUUGAGUCUGAAGCAUUUGUUAUAAGUUCCAGGGAAGAUGUCCACUCAACAACUGGGUAUUGUCUCUAAGGUUCAAUGAAGAGAACUGAGCUAUAAGUGAAAAAUUCUGGAGUCUUUAGCACCUAACCAGAACCAGUUGCAUGAAGUUGCUUCUUAAUCAUGGUUGACCCCAUGUGUGUUAGAGUAGAAUUGUGCUCCAUAGAAUUUUCAGUGGCUGAUUUAUCAGUAGAUUGCCAGGCCUUUCUUCUGAGGCACUUCUGGGUAGACUCGAACCUCCAACCUUUCAGUUAGCAGCCCAGCACCUCAACCAUUUGUACCACUCCAGGACGUCUCAGCACCUUAGAUGGUCAAUAAAACCAAGGUCACACAGAGUGAAAGUGGCAGCCCUCUGUUUCUGUGAACCACCGUGCGAGAGAUCACCCAAGUCAAUUCCCUCUUUAUAUAAGUGACAAAAUGGGGCCCAGAAAGAAGUGGUGCACGCUUUGGUUUUUAUUUCAAGUCUAUUGUUUUUUCCAUCGUUCUGCACUAUCUCUCAAAUGACAGAGUUAGAAAUUGUCCAUAGAUGAAUAAAAUGGCAUUUAAAUUAUAAGACAGGCCCUUGUAAGUUUGGUUAAUGUAACUUCUUUCACAAGGAGCCUGAUCCUUGGACUCGGAAAGGUAGAAAAGUAGAGUUGAUCCCAUAAAGCCCUCCACCUGGAAGAAGUUUCUAAGCAGCCUCUAAAUCAGCCCAUUCAUGUUCCAUCAACCUGGAUUAUCACGGGGCAAUAAAUUAUUAAGACCUUUCUCUCCUCACUCUUGAGUCCUGUCAACAAAUUUUUAUUUUAUUCCUAGCUCUCUGUUAGCCACUAGGAAUAAAAUGCUAGAUGUGACAGAGUCUUUGCCCUGAAGUUGGUAUAUUCUAGGGCCAGGAGAGAUAAACACAUGUAUACAGGCAGUCCCCGGGUUAGGAACAUCUGACUUCCGUACAGCCUGUACUAACCAACCCCCAUAAAGCCUAUUACAUUACGAAUUUAAGGAACAUACAAAGGCGCUACUUUGUGGCACACAUCAAAACAUAUUACUGUAUUGCUAUGUUAAAGAUGUUUUCGUGGGUCUGGAUGUGUUUCUUUAGUGUUUUUUUAUGCAUAGAAAGGCACCCGUAUACUAUAUAUUAAGACAGACGUUUGCCUAACUGAUGUUAGACUUGAAGGCAGCCUUAGGAACUCGUUCAUGAUCUGGGGACUGCCUGUAUUAGGAGUGCGUUGGUGGCGGGGGCAGGCAGAAUGUCGUCACCUCUUGGAUAUGCAAAAUCAAAAAAAGUCAAACUCAAAACAAGUUAAUCAUUUGCUUGAAGUUCUGGGAAUAGAUAAAGUGGAACUUGAAAACUGUAAAAGAACAUCGUUGCAUUUUUAUCCAGUUUUGGGUUUCAUUCUUGAGUGGCCUCUAACUUGGACAGAAGAAUAAUAGGAAGCCAUAUAACCGUUGGUCUGUGAGACUUGCAUUUCACACAGUGCAUGGGAUCGCACUCUGGUCCCAGGAGUUAACUUUUGUGCCUAGAUAAGUGACCUGACCUGAUAGCCCCACCAGCCUUUUUCGGGCUAGUUUGGAAGCACUUGCCUCUGCUUGCCGCUGCUUUUUAUACAGUUACACAUCCCACCCGUAACAACAGGCAAUUUUGCGUUAUUCUGAGUUAUCUCAGGAGAUGGCAUGAAAUAUGUGCCAAGUCGGACUUAAGGGUAGGAUGUAAAUUUUAAAACAAGUUGCAGGUCAAAAUAGAUAUUGAAAAGAAAACUAAAAUACUUCUCGGUGAAAUCUGUAUUCCUAUCUCAGCCUCAUUUACUGCCUCAUUUGUCAUCUGAGCGGUCUUUGUUCUUCAGCUUUCCAACAUGAUUAAUUGACGGUGCGCGGCAUAGCAUAGGAAAGAAGCUGGGUGUUUUAUGAGAUGAGUAAUCUCGCUAAACGCCCAUCUUUCUUCUAUCCUUUACCAAAAAAUAUGUCUUAUGCAGAUGGAAGGGCAGCUUGCUUAUUUCCCUGUUCAAAAGUUGGGCCUCUUUAGCAUAGCAUGUUUCCACUCCAUUAAGCUAGCCAAAAAUAAUAUUGACAAAUUCGUGAAGCCUUCCAUCUGAUACUGUUGCAAACUGAUGCAAAUAUAUUUAGACAGUUAAGUAAAUGGAAUAAUUAAACAUUCAAAUAUCAAGAAUGGGUGGAGGGAAGUAACAACAGGCUGUCCUAUUACCGUCUCUGGUCCCAAGUUGGAUGUUAAUGAAGUGUUUGAAAAUAUACCUUUCAAUCCAAAGAUCUGAAUUGUGUUUCGAUUUUUUUCUUUUUUUUGAAAGAGGGCAAUAAUUUGAAUAAAGCUCAGGGUAAUAUUGUAGUUGUUAUAGGGACUUG